UCCUCUUUUCGGACUCGUCUUCCCCCUUCUCCCUCCCGUGUCCCGAUCCAGCGCGCAGGCCCACGCCAACCUCGGCCGUCGCCUCCGCCUGCACGCCCACGCCCACGCCUACCGCUGCCUGCCUUCGCCUCCCCCGGCGGUCAGGCGCGCUGCCUGCCCCUGCGCCUCGACAGGGACAGGGGGCAGCGGCGGGGGAGGUCGUUCUCCUCCUGCGCGGCGAGGGCUGUGAGCCACCACGGUGGGUCAACCUCCAGCAAAUAGAUCGGGCGCAUUCUUACCAAGUCUUCAAUCUAAAUUGUAGCAAUAAACUGCAAUAUUCCUGGCGGAAAUGGCGAGCACAGCGUGCUUUGUGAUUGUUAGUAAGAAUGAUAUCCCAAUUUAUGAUGCUGAAGUUGGAUCUGCUCCAAAAAAAGAAGAUCAAGCUUAUCAGCAUCAGUUCAUUUUGCAUGCUGCAUUAGAUGUUGUUCAGGAUCUUGCUUGGACUACAAAUGCGAUGUCUCUGAAGUCGGUAGAUAGAUUCAAUGAACUUGUGGUGUCUGUCUAUGUAACUGCUGGUCAUACGAGAUUUAUGUUGCUUCAUGAUACACGGACUGAGGAUGGAAUAAAAAGCUUCUUUCAGGAGGUUCAUGAACUUUACAUCAAGAUAUUUCUCAAUCCACUCUACUUACCUGGUUCUCGCAUCACGUCCUCUCACUUUGAUACCAAGGUCAGAGCUCUUGCAAGGAAAUACCUGUAGCAUCCAGUCAGGAGGAAGACGUUUUUUUACCGAACACUCAGGUGGAAGACUUUGUAAGCUCCACAGGCUCGAACUUUGUGGUGACACUUUCUUUCUCUGUUUAGUUCUGACUAUUAAAGGACCUAUACAAUUUGUAAUAAGCUACUACCCCUGAUCUAGAGCUUUCUUUGUUAAUUUCUUGGUUUUUCUCUCCCUUGGCUCAUUGUAUUUUGAGCAGCAAAUUAUUGAAAUAGCCUACCCUGCCGAAA
Messenger RNA from Brachypodium distachyon (stiff brome), 984 nucleotides. RefSeq names its product trafficking protein particle complex subunit 2. Bases 329 to 736 code for a protein of 135 amino acids. Gene Ontology annotation, cellular component: nucleus; TRAPP complex; cytoplasm. Gene Ontology annotation, biological process: endoplasmic reticulum to Golgi vesicle-mediated transport. The record is from RefSeq and is a predicted model, not a curated record. The transcript is spliced from 6 exons. Lineage: Eukaryota; Viridiplantae; Streptophyta; Magnoliopsida; Poales; Poaceae.